Messenger RNA from Ostrea edulis (European flat oyster), 2232 nucleotides. Its product is annotated as adenosine 3'-phospho 5'-phosphosulfate transporter 2-like. The record is from RefSeq and is a predicted model, not a curated record. Gene Ontology annotation, biological process: transmembrane transport. Gene Ontology annotation, molecular function: 3'-phosphoadenosine 5'-phosphosulfate transmembrane transporter activity. Bases 127 to 1266 code for a protein of 379 amino acids. NCBI's taxonomy places the organism in Eukaryota, Metazoa, Mollusca, Bivalvia, Ostreida, Ostreidae. The transcript has 9 exons. Gene Ontology annotation, cellular component: endoplasmic reticulum membrane; Golgi membrane.
GUGGAAUGAAUGCUGGGCACCGACACGUCAACAAUGAAGCUGUAUUAUUACUUAUAAUCCGAUUUCCUUACUAAUCACCUAUUCUCUAUAUUUGUGGACAAUGUCCACCAUUUGAAAACACAGAGAAUGUCGAGAUACAUGUCUUCGAGUGACACACUGCGCCAGAAGAGUGCUGUCGAGGCAGCAUGUGUGGUAAAUGUGGACGAUGUCGAGGUGAAGACGGAUCCUGAAAGACCUCUUGUCAAGUUAUGGUUUGUGGACAUUUCUGAAUUCGACCGGACGUUCCAGUUUUUACUGCUAUCAACAGCUACAUUUGCAACAUAUCUUAUUUACGGAUAUUUGCAGGAGCUGAUAUUCAGGCUGAAAGAGUUCCGUCCAUUUGGUUGGUAUCUAACCCUUGUGCAGUUUCUCUGUUACUUGGUGUUCGGACUUGUUGAAAGGCAUGUGGGGAGAAAUGUCAAAAGGAAAAUUCCAUUGAAAAUGUACGCUCUGCUGGCGUUUUUGACGGUAGCCACCAUGGGUCUUUCCAAUACAUCUGUGGGAUAUUUGAAUUACCCUACUCAAGUUAUUUUCAAGUGUUGCAAAUUAAUUCCUGUCAUGGUGGGCAGCGUCAUUAUUCAGGGGAGGCGUUACAACUGUUUAGACAUCAGUGCUGUGCUAUGUAUGGUGGUCGGACUGAUAUCAUUUACCUUGGCUGACAGCAGCUUGUCUCCUAACUUUAAUACUUAUGGAGUUAUUUUAAUCUCUUUGGCAUUAUGUGCUGAUGGUGCAAUUGGCAAUGUGCAGGAGAAGGCCAUGAGGCAGUAUGAAGCCUCAAACACAGAAAUAGUAUUUUAUUCAUAUGGAAUAGGAUUUCUCUACAUUCUAGUCGGUUUGUUUCUAUCAGGAAAUUUUUUUCCAGCCUUUGAAUUUUGCAAAGAGUACCCAAUGCAGACCUAUGGCUAUGGAAUUCUAUUCUCCAUCUCUGGAUAUAUAGGAUUGGCCAUUGUACUAACUAUGGUGAAAUCCUUUGGUGCCUUAAUUGCAGUUACAGUUACCACAUGCAGGAAAGCUGUGACUAUUGUUUUGUCCUUCCUAUUUUUCUCUAAACCAUUCACAGUUCAGUAUGUGUGGUCUGGAUUGCUGGUUGUUUUAGGAAUAUACCUCAAUGUGUACAGUAAGAAUCGGAGAUCCUGGGAUAAAGUGAUAUCGGACACUAUUGGAAAAGUUGAUGCAUGUUUCAAAAGCAAGAGAACAAAUUAUGAGAGUACUCUCACUGAUGUUUGAUGAGCGGGUUUAUGGGUAUACAGACAUUGUAAUACGUAAUUUUUGUGGAUUUCCAGGGUAGUUUCUGUCAAUAUGUUUUUGACUACGAUUAAAAUUAGUGUUGAUAUGUAAACCAUCAUGUGUGUACACCUGAUUGAUCAAAUUUACUCCACGAAACAAAGAUAUUUUCACUAAUCACAAAACAAAGAUAUUUUUCACUUAACCAUGAAAGUUAAAUGACAUCAAUUCUUAACUGAAUUUAACUACAUGUAUAUCAGACCAGUGUACAAGAUGUCAAUGUAUAAUUUAGAUAGGAAUUCAUCACUUUGUUUUGGCAUUUGAUGAUACUUUAAGGUUACUCACUACACCUUGAAAGUGUUAAUCAAAUCAGCAUGAAAUGAUUUAAUCAUGUAAAAUAUGAUAUGUAAUAUGUACAUGUUAAAAAGGCAAAAAAUAUGCAAUUUUGGAGGGGAAAUACAUGAUUUUCAAAAAUUUAUUUCAAUAAGUAUAAAUGAAAGACAUUUGCAGAUUUGAACUUGGUAUCUGUGUGUCAGCAACCUGAUAUCUUAUCCACUGAUCUCCGUAGAUCUACAAACAAUUCGAUGUAUACAAGUAAUUCUACAAAACACUUGAAUCUCCAUCUUGUGACGUCGUGUCAUGAAAUGUGUAAGUCUUGAUGUAGUGAGCUACCUCAAUGUAAUUACAAAUAUAUUUCCUGAAAGAAAUCAUUGGAAGGUUUCGAGUGAAUUAUUAUUUUGAUCUGCAUGCUUUUGUCUUUGAGCAUUUCUUGAUUUGUAUGUAUGUGUUUUUAUUGUACAAAGAAAUGCUCUAGCAAGGGUACUAUACAGCCUGGAAUAUGUUGAAUGCAGCAACAUGUAAUUCAAAUCUAGUCUUGUAUGUUCAUUCUUUUAUCAUUUGAAUAUGAAAUCUUUCUUCAAUCAUAAAAUUAUGAUUAUCAAAUUAAAUAAAAUUGUAUUGACUCUCAAA